Messenger RNA from Penicillium brevicompactum, 1128 nucleotides. RefSeq lists its product as uncharacterized. Gene Ontology annotation, biological process: purine nucleoside catabolic process. Gene Ontology annotation, molecular function: purine nucleosidase activity. The record is from RefSeq and is a predicted model, not a curated record. The coding region runs from base 1 to 1128 and encodes 375 amino acids. The transcript has 4 exons. Lineage: Eukaryota; Fungi; Ascomycota; Eurotiomycetes; Eurotiales; Aspergillaceae. Gene Ontology annotation, cellular component: cytosol.
AUGCACUGGUCGGUCUCGGUUCCGCUGCUCUGCAGCUCAAUGCUUACUUUCGUCACGGGCGCGCUUGCGCUACAGCCCCGGGCGGAUAAGCACUACGCCAUCAUGGACAACGAUUGGUAUACAGCGGGCUUUGUGCCUUACCUGGUUGCUCUGGAUGGUAAUGUGGAAAUCCUCGGUUUGGCCUCAGACACUGCCAACAGCUGGCAGCCGCAAGGUGCAUUGCACGCCGUGGCCACCCUAGAAGCCGGCAAUUUGAGCUGCAUUCCUGUUUACCCGGGCGCCACAUGGCCGCUGAUCAACACGCCGCACCGCUUCCAGGCCUGGGAGACGAUCCAUGGCAAGUUGCCUUGGGAAGGCGCAUUUGCACCCGAAAACAAAACUGCGGAGGCUGCGGGCAAUGAUCCUACUUCCGGGGAUCCUAAUCGGAUUGUGAAGGAGGCUUUCAAGGAGGGAUUCCCCAAGGGCCGACCGGAGAACUCCACUUCGGCCGCUAAUUUCAUGGUUGAGAUGGUGCACAAGUAUCCUGGUCAGGUAUCCAUUUACUCGGCCGGCGCGUUGACCAAUAUUGCGCUUGCUGUGCGUAUGGACCCGCAGUUUGCGUCGCUUGCCAAGGAUCUUGUGAUCAUGGGUGGAUAUGUUGAUCUGAAUAUGCUUGAAGCCACGGGAAGUAUCAUGUUGGCAGAUUAUCAGUCAGAUAUCAACCUCAUGAUUGACCCCGAGGCCUCCAAGAUCGCCCUGACAGCGGAUUUCCCUAACAUCACCAUCGCUGGUAAUGUUGCCAACCAAGUCUUCCCGACCAAGGAGUUUAUGGAAGAGGUUCACUCGGUUCCAAACCCGUACAGCGAGCUCUUUUAUAAGUAUUACGAUCUCUCUUUCCCCUUCUGGGACGAGACAGCUGCUGCACUGAUGGUCGACCCGUCUAUCUCUGUCAACCAAACAUCAGUAUUUUUGGACGUCGACACAUCAUACGGCAGCCCCAACUAUGGAAACAUCCAUGUGUACCAAAAGGCACUUGCACCCCAAGGUAUCCGGGAGGUUAACUAUGUGUUUGAAGUGGAUGCUGAGAGGCUCACGAACCGGAUCAAGCACGCUUUGCAGUACCCUAAGUCGUGUGCUGAUUUCCAGUAG